AGCAAACAAAUAUACCGGCCGGUACUAAAGAUCGAUUUGCCAGUCAAUAAUAUAUAUGUAAUAGAAAGUAUAAAUCGGAUAGAUAAUUUCUGAACGGAACAACCGGAUCACUGUUUACUGGACAUGCUGGAAGUAAAGCCGGGGUCGAGAAGCUUAUCAAUGAUAAAUGGAGCUGAGUGAGAGUAAAUCUAGAAAGUAUAAAUCGGAUAGAUAAUUCCUGAAGGAAACUGCAAUGGCCAAACCAGAGGCAGAAGAUCCUACUUGGUGCGAAGAGAAGAAAGGCGUUGAUAGCGAUCGUCUUUGCUCUAGUAAUGAGGAAUCGUCUAAGAGUUGUACUCAAAGACAGACAGAAGAACGCAUUUGGACUAGAAUAUGUAAGGUUGUGAUCCAACGGAGGGGAAUCUUCUGGGCGCUGUCACACGCAAUCCUGACUGGGUUUCUUGGUUUGACCAUCAAGCUCCUAUCAGGCAAGGUAUCUCCCAAUCAGAUUGUACUCUACCGCUCGUUCACACUCGUACUCUUCACGGCACCAAAUCUCUUAAGGCAGCGAGUGUCGUUCUCCUUGCCUCUGAAAGCUUGGGGUAUCGUAAUUGCCAGGGGAAUGGUGGGUACGGUAACGGGCAUAAGCUUUAACUCCGCUGUCCAACGACUUGAUAUAUCAACCGCUAAAUGCAUCAGACAGGGCUCGACCCUUAUCACUUUUAUCUUGGCAUGCGUCUGUUUAAAGGAGAAUUGUUCCAUUACAAUAACUUUGUCUUGUUGCUUCAGUGUGGUUGGUGUAUUCCUCGUUGUUCAACCUCCAAAAAUCUUUGGGGGUCUUCUGGAGAGCAGCAAUGGUAACUCGCCUCUCGGAUUAAUUGCUGCAUUUUCCGCUUCGAUGGGCGUUGCUCUUAUAUACCUCUUACUCCGCUUACUUGCUCCCUACAAGAUAAAUGCGCAACAAAUUAAUUUUACAUACGGCUGCAUCGGUUUCUUGGGAUGUGCUUUACUGGAGACCGUCCUCAACGACUGGUCCAUCCCCAGCUGUGGAUAUGAACGUCAGAUACUCUUAGCUACCUGCAUCAUUGGCUACUUUCAGCUCACAACCCUCACUCUUGCACUCCAGACGGAAAGUGCUGCAGUUGUGGCCGUCGUUGCGACAACAGCAGUUUUUGCCACCUUUGUCAUGGAUUACGCCUUCUAUGAUGUUAUCCCAAAUGCUUUCAAGGUGAUUGGUGCUCUGUGUGUAAUGGGUAGUUCCAUUGGUGCAACCAUGUCGUCGUACUAUGCAGCCAAGAGAAGACUUUCUGAAAGUACAAGAGGAUUUUGAGUUUGGGUGAAUCUGCCACCACUUUAAUACCCACAGUUUGUUAGCCGGCGACCAUAUUCAACCCAAGAUAUAUUUACUGAUGCACCCUGACGCACAAUUCGCUACAAUCUCUGCCCCAUCUAUUAUCGUUUGCUGCUGUAAACUAUAUAACUUGUUAUCAAAUGCUGGGAGCAGCUAGUGGGAUACGAACUGCAUACAGGAAUCUAAAGACAUAUCAGAUGUAAAAUCACAGUAUGUUUAUAAAAAAAAUCCUCCGUCAUACCAGUACACCAACUGAAGUAAAGGUUCUACUUGCAUUAAGAACUGAUAUUUCAAUUCAUCAAAAAUGUGCGACUAAAAGGAAGAAAUGUAUUUACACUGACAUUCACGAUUUUCUUAGGUCCAUCAUGGGAGAAUGGCACAUAACUAGAUUAGAGUGCACAAAUUUUUUGUAACGGUAUAUG
Molecule: messenger RNA, 1752 nt
Organism: Lytechinus variegatus (green sea urchin)
Lineage: Eukaryota; Metazoa; Echinodermata; Echinoidea; Temnopleuroida; Toxopneustidae
Product: solute carrier family 35 member G1-like
Exons: 1
Coding region: 233-1309 (358 amino acids)
Cellular component (GO): membrane
Source: RefSeq, a predicted model, not a curated record